Molecule: messenger RNA, 2730 nt
Organism: Drosophila sulfurigaster albostrigata
Lineage: Eukaryota; Metazoa; Arthropoda; Insecta; Diptera; Drosophilidae
Gene: Rb97D
Product: ribonucleoprotein RB97D
Molecular function (GO): RNA binding
Source: RefSeq, a predicted model, not a curated record
AAGUUGCAGUUUUGCAUUUUUUGUACAUUUUCAGUUAAACGUGCGCCAAAUAUGGCAAACUCCACACAGGUUAUCAAGCUGGAGGACUCCAAUGAGGAGAACCAGCCAGAAAUAUUUGAAAUAAAAGAUGAAGAUGAUAUUUGUGAGCUGGAGCAUUUGCGUAAGCUGUUCAUUGGCGGCCUGGCACCCUACACCACUGAAGAGGGCCUCAAAGUCUUCUACUCGCAAUGGGGCAAAGUGGUCGAUGUUGUUGUGAUGCGAGACGCCGCCACCAAACGUUCGCGUGGCUUCGGCUUUAUUACCUACACAAAGUCCGCUAUGGUUGAUACUGCGCAAGAGAAUCGUCCGCAUAUCAUCGACGGCAAAACUGUGGAGGCCAAAAGAGCGUUGCCACGCCCGGAGCGCGAAACACGCGAAACAAAUAUCUCGGUGAAAAAGUUAUUUGUCGGCGGACUGAAGGACAAUCACGAUGAGGACUGUUUGCGUGAAUACUUUCUGCAAUUUGGCAAUGUGGUGUCUGUUAAAUUACUAACAGACAAGACCACAGGCAAGCGACGAGGCUUCGCUUUCAUUGAGUUCGAUGAUUACGAUGCCGUGGACAAAGCAAUACUUCAGCGACAACAUUCAAUCAAAUACGUGCUCGUCGAUGUCAAGAAGUCCAUCUACAAUCUGGAAAAGAAAGACCGUUUGCCCCAAGGCCCCGCGGCCAAUGGCAACAAGCUGCAACAGCAGCAGCAUCAGCAACAACAACAGCAACAGCCGCCCAAGGCAAAUAUGCCACCCAACGGUGGCUACCGUCCCCCAGUGCCUCCACCGCAGCAAAUGCCGCCGUAUCAGCAUCAACCGCCGCCGCCGCCAAUGUCGGCGCCGCCACCAAACUACAACUAUUGGGGCCCCCCGCCACCCAUGCAACCGUAUUAUCAGCAGCCGCCGCCACCGCAAAUGAACGCUUGGAAUGCCUAUCCUCCUGCCCAGAACGGGUGGAAUGCACCGCCGCCACCACCGCCAGGCGCACAGCAAUGGCAUGCUCAACAAUGGGGCGGACCACCAGCGGUCCAGCCACCCACACCUGGUGUGCCGCCGGUGAAUCAUCAUCGCAGUGGUCCGCCACCGCCUGCAGUGGGUAAUUGGAAUAUGCCAGCUGCAGCGGCACCUCCAGUGCCCGGCUCCAUGCCACUGACGCAGGGUCCGCCGCCGCAUCAACAGCCACCGCCGCCACAGCAGCAGCAGGCGGCGCCACCCAACUUUGGCAGUGGCUAUCAGCAGAACUAUGGCGGUGGACCGACCAAGCAUAACAACAUGAAUGGCAACCGCAUGAAUCCUUAUACCGCAGCACCGCCCAGCAACUAUCAUAAUGCACAGCCACCAGCGCCUGGCUAUGCGCCAUACAAUGCAGCUGCUCCGCCACCAAGUGGCAAUGGUCCGACCUCGGGUCCAGUGCCUAAGAACGUGUCCAACGGUUCGGUGGCAACAGGCGCGAGCGCCAAUAGCAAAUAUCGUCGUUAGAUUAUUGGGUUUUGUUUCAUUUUGGGUAAGUAAAGCCAAGAGGCUGAUCAACUGAUCCUGAUUUUCUCCCGCCUGAUUUCGCCAUACGUCAUUGUUGUGGUACGUUUCAUGUGUAGUACAAUUAAAGCAAUGCUUAAGGUACCAGAUACUGACUUUUAUGGUUCCUCUAUCUAUCUAUCUAUUACUAUACACACGCAAAUAUCUAUGUCAAUAAGUAUUGCGAAAGUACUAAUCUUUUAUAAUUCUCUUUAAUUUAGAUGCCUUUUUGUGUGUGCCUUAAGUGCAGCACAAAAGCUCAGAAACAGAUACAUGAUACAAGAUACAAAUUACAAGAUACAGUUACUGUUACUAAAAAAAAAAAAACAAAAUAGGCUUGCUAUAAGCUAGGACACACACUCGCUUAGUAACUUAAACUUAAACUAAACAAUACGAAAAGAAACAAUACAAGAAAAGGAUCUAUCUAUAUAUUAACAGCGUUGUCUCUCUAUCUAUUUAUCUAACUGAGACUAGGACAACUAACUACAGUUUUUAAACACUUUUUUAAGCUCUCAUGUUAUUUAUUAAAUGAUUGAUACCCAAUCUAUGCAUAUAUAUGUAUGAAUUAUAUUAUAAGACACCAAAUAUUUGAUAACAAAAGAAAGUAUUUAUAAGAUCUACAAUUAUCUAUUACUUUAUUUUUUGCCCGAGACUACAACUGAAAGUUGUAGCCGUGAAUUACGUUACACAAAACACACACAUUUAAUUUAGAGAUUAACUUGCCAUGCCUUUCUUUUUUUUUAAACACCAUUUGGCUUUAUUUCAAUACAAUACAAUUACAUAUAUACUAUUACUACUAUUGUAAACUUAUGGAAAUUAGUGCUCUCUCUCUAUUCCCCUCCACCUUACUCUCUUCCCAUUAUAUUAUGUAUUAUAAUGUUUAAGUAUGCCUCUAAAAUGUAACUCAGUCUAUAAAUUGAAAUCAAAGCAAAUCAAAUGAAGCAAAACCCGAUCCAAACAGUGCGAGGCUCAUCAACAAAAUGCCACUCGUAUUUUUGUAAACAAAUUAACAAACAAAAAAAAAAAACAAAGCUAAAAUGAAAGCAAUACAAAAGAAUUAGCAUUAGCAGCUAAAAGACACGUUUCACACUCAGCUUUAGCCAGAGCUUAUUCUAUAGUAUUUUAGUUAUUAGAAGCCUUAAAAUAAACUCGAAUCGGGAUCAACUUCGAGCAAAACAAAAAGAAAAA